This is a messenger RNA of Lingula anatina, 1009 nucleotides long. Its product is annotated as acylglycerol kinase, mitochondrial-like. The record is from RefSeq and is a predicted model, not a curated record. Gene Ontology annotation, cellular component: membrane; cytoplasm; mitochondrion. Gene Ontology annotation, molecular function: ATP-dependent diacylglycerol kinase activity; ceramide kinase activity; acylglycerol kinase activity. Lineage: Eukaryota; Metazoa; Brachiopoda; Lingulata; Lingulida; Lingulidae. Gene Ontology annotation, biological process: phosphorylation; sphingosine biosynthetic process; ceramide biosynthetic process.
UAACCUUGUAAGCAUGGCGAAAGUGGUGAAGAAGUUGCAAGACAAUUGGAAAAAACUUGUUUUAUUUUCAGGCGCGAGUGCUUAUGGUGUAAAAUAUGCAACCAACAAAUACGAAGAACUGGAUAUAAGACGGCAGUACUGUAAAAAGGCACAGGCUUAUGGACAGCAGUGCCUGUAUCCCAAUGAAAACCCACGUAAGGUCACAGUGUUUCUGAACCCUGCAGCUAAUAACAGAAAGUGCACACAAUUAUUUGACAAGAAUGCUGCCCCAUUGUUCCACCUUGCUGGUCUUGAUGUCACUGUUAUCAAGACUGAGCGUGAAGGCCAGGCAAAGGCAUACAUGGAUGUUAUUGGACUGGAAGAUACAGAUGCCAUAGUGGUUGCCGGGGGAGACGGAACUGUGGCCGAAGUUAUGACUGGUUUGCUGAGGAGAAAAGAUCAGGACUUUGUAAAGAGAAUAUCAAUAGGCAUUUUGCCACUUGGUGAAACUAAUAGUUUGGCUAGAUCUAUUUUUAGUGACACAGCCUCACAAGUCAGAUGGAUCUGUGAAAGUGCUUUGGCUGUGGUUGAAGGAUUAAAAAGACCCAUAGACCUAAUGGCCAUUACUGGCAAUGAAGGGAAAACGGUGUAUGCAGCCUCUAGUAUUCAGUGGAGUCACUUCAGGGAUGCAGAAACCACUAAAUCAAAAUAUUGGUAUUUUGGUCCCUUAAAACAUCGCUGGACAUAUGUUUGGGCAACAGUGAAGAAAUGGCCGCCAGAACUGAAGGCCAGGCUGUCUUAUAUACUUCCCUGUUCUGGUUGCUCAAAAUGUGAAACCCCACCACCCCCAGAGGAGAAAAAACAGCGGGGUUGGCUCAGUUUUCUGCUUCCCCCUCCCAAGAAGAAAGAACCAGUAAAAGAUUAUGCCCACAUCAUCAAUGAAGAAUGCGGGGUGGAGCACAAACUAGAUGUCAACACUUCAGAGUUGACAGUUUUAUCAAGCAAUCUACUAGAAAAACAAUUGAGCUAA